Molecule: messenger RNA, 2144 nt
Organism: Spinacia oleracea (spinach)
Lineage: Eukaryota; Viridiplantae; Streptophyta; Magnoliopsida; Caryophyllales; Amaranthaceae
Product: protein tesmin/TSO1-like CXC 5
Exons: 8
Coding region: 268-1983 (571 amino acids)
Biological process (GO): regulation of DNA-templated transcription
Cellular component (GO): nucleus
Source: RefSeq, a predicted model, not a curated record
ACGAAGUGAGGGAGGAAAUGCCAUGCCCACUUAAAACUCUCUAUCUCUUUCUCUCUCAUCUCCGGCAUCAAACGACCACGUUUUACUCCUUUCCCCUUCGUCUCCGGCGAUACUGAAUUGCGUAGCGGAGAUUUUUCCCGAUGCUUUCCAUUUAUGGAGGUUUUAGCUAUUUCAAUCACUGAGAAAAAUCUGUGAUUUUUUGGUUGAAAAUUGGAUUUGUUUGAAAUUUUUUUGGUUUUAAAUUGAAAUAAUUCGAGGUAAUUUGGUAUGGAGAGAGGAGAAAUGGCGGCGAUGACAGCGGCAACGACGUCAUCUUUAUCAGAAUUUGCUCCGAGGAAGUUAGCUCGGCAAUUGGAUUUUACGCCGGUUUUAUCAGCUCCGGUUCAGAAAUCACCGGCUCAACAGUUAUCGGUUCAUCAAUUACCAGUUCAGGCGGUUCAGCGAGCAGUACAUCCCGCACCAAGGCCAGCAUUGGCGGUGACAGUCAAGCCAGAGCCUCCAAGUUCUCAGCCACCAGCUACUGUUGCUGAUGGCAAAGAUGGCACUCCAAAGAAGCAAAAGCAAUGUAAUUGCAAAAAUUCUAGGUGUUUGAAACUGUACUGCGAAUGCUUUGCCUCUGGGACUUAUUGUGAUGGAUGCAACUGCAUAAAUUGUCACAAUAGUAUGGAUCAUGAGGCUGCAAGGCAAGAAGCUAUUGUAGCAACCCUGGAGCGCAACCCUAAUGCAUUCAGACCUAAGAUUGCAAAUAGCCCACAUGGAUCCCGGAUAAGUAAGCCAGAAACAGGGCCAGCACAGCUGUUAGGAAAACAUAAUAAGGGAUGCAAUUGUAAAAAAUCAGGGUGCCUCAAGAAAUACUGCGAGUGCUUCCAAGCAAAUAUUCUUUGUUCCGACAACUGUAAAUGCAUUGAUUGCAAGAAUUUUGAGGGAAGCGAGGAGAGACAAGCUCUCUUCCAUGGUAACAGCUACAAUUCUAUGGUAUACCAAGCGGCAAAUGCAGCAAUCAAUGGCGCUAUUGGGUCCUCUGGCUAUGGGAACCUUCCAGGAUCAAGAAAGAGGAGAAGCCAGGACCCCUUUAUUGGCAUGUACAAUAAUCAGCCUUUUUAUCAUAAUGGACAUUAUAUGCAGCAAAAUCAUGUGAAAUCUACCACUUCAUCUCUUCCAUCUGAGCCUGCCUCACGUACGGCUAGUUCUCAAGCUGCCUCAAAAAUCACGUACAGGUCUCCACUAGCUGGGGUUAUUCAACCACAGGACGUGAAAGAGCUUUGUUCUCUUUUGGUGAUAGUUUCAAAGGAGGCAGCACAGACUUUUGUAGAUAAAAACAGCAACAUAGACAAUCAAGAGAGGGAUGAAGCUAAUACUUAUGGUUGUAUUGAAAUAAAAGAGAAGGUGAAUGAUCAAAAAGAGUCUCAAACUGAGAAAGGUGCUCUGCAGAACGAGUCAACAGAUGAGCAAGCCGUUAGAGUUUGUACAGACAAUUCUGGGUUGGAUGAAAGUGAUGCGCUAAAUGGAAGGCCAACAUCUCCUGGAACAAUGGCACUGAUGUGUUAUGAACAGGAAACUGUACUGAUGGAGGAGGGUUCAACAGGACCAACUGCCAAUAGCCAAAACAUAACUCCUGAGAGGGCUGAGACAUCCAGUGGGCAGAAGGCCACAAGUAGUUUUGUGGAACAAGAAAGGGUGGUGUUGACCAAUUUCCGUGAUUUUCUCAACCGGCUGAUAACUUGUGGUAGCAUCAAAGAAACAAUUUGUUCUUCCCUAGUGAAAAAUGAAGCAGGAAGUCAAGGACCAUCCUUAAAGACUGAUGCUCUAAAUGAUAUGCCUCUCAGUAAUGGCACUGUAAAACCAUUUGUUCCGAUUGCUAACCAUGCAUCAGCCACAACAACAGGUGGAGUUGCUUUUAGUUCCGUUAAUGCUUUUGCGCAGCAUAACCGGCUUCCUAUGGAAAAUGGCGUUUUAAAACCUAAGAUUGAGAAAGCUGUUUAGUUCUUCUAGGCCAAAAUGGCAAAAUAGAUCCCAAAAGUUUCCAGGGAUGCUCUCCAGAUCAAGGGAUGAGCAACUGAUGAUUAGAUAAGAUUUGAUUCAAGAGUGCCCUUUGUUAAUAACUGUUGAUUGUUGGUAAUAAAAUCAGUUCCACUGAUCCCAAA